This is a messenger RNA of Chelonia mydas (Green sea turtle), 782 nucleotides long. Its product is annotated as bone marrow proteoglycan-like. The transcript has 6 exons. The record is from RefSeq and is a predicted model, not a curated record. Gene Ontology annotation, biological process: immune response. Bases 46 to 588 code for a protein of 180 amino acids. NCBI's taxonomy places the organism in Eukaryota, Metazoa, Chordata, Testudines, Cheloniidae.
GCGGCUCUAAGUGCAGGGUGUCAGUCUGGGCUCGGUCUGCAUGAGAUGAAGCUGUUCCUGGCGCUCGCCCUGCUGGGAGCCGUCUCUAGUCGCCGUCUCUCCGAGGGCACCCUGGGGCAGGAGGAAGUAGCCGAGCAGGGCAGGUCCGUUUUGGAGGAGGAGCUCGGGGAGCUGGAGCCACCGUGCCCGGGGGAGGGCAAGAGUUUCACGGGGAGAGGUGCAGUGGGCCAGAGGCUUCGUUACGAAGUGGUGAAACAGGACAAGACCUUUCAUGGGGCCAUGACCGAGUGCACACAGAUGUUCCGCGGCCACCUGGCCUCCAUCCACAGCAACUCGGCCAACGAGCAACUGCGCAGCGCAGCGAGCAUAAUCACCCGCUGGAGCCAGGUGUGGGUCGGGGGCAUCACCUCCUCCUCGGGCGGAAGCACAUUAUCCCGCUGGAUAGACUGCACCCCCUGGAACUACUCCAACUGGGCCAGCGGGAGCCCCAGCCGUUCUAGGGACACCUGUGUCGCCCUGUGCACCACAGAUGGUCGUUGGAGAAGCACCGACUGCCAGACUCUCCUGCCCUUUAUCUGUGAGCACUGAGGUGGCUGCUCCCCGCACGGGGUCCCGCUGUCCUCACCGCUCUGCAGGCCUGGGACUAUCCGCUCAACCCUGCUGGAGGCGCCCCUCUCCCUGGACUUGGCUCUGCUCUCAGGCUUGCCCCAGCUACCCAGGAGGGGCAGCUUCCGUCCCUGCUCUCGGUCAUUUCUGUGACUCCCCGCAAUAAAACAGUGCUU